AUGGCAAGAUCAUUAAACUUGGAGGAGAACUGCUUCUUGAACCAAUACGGAGACCGAGCAAUUAUGCUUCAAAGAUUCAACUUGUACCCCCGGUGUCCAAGGCCUGACCUUGCUCUCGGCCUAAAGCCUCAUGCAGAUGGAUCAGCAAUUACAAUUGUGUUGCAAGACAAAGAAGUUGAAGGUCUUCAAUUCCAGAAAGAUGAUCAGUGGUUUAGAGUUCCCAUCAUGCCUCAUGCUCUGCUCAUAAGUGUUGGUGAUCAAGUUGAGAUAAUGAGUAAUGGAAUUUUCAAGAGCCCAGUGCAUAGGGUGCUGACAAAUUCAGAAAGGGACAGGAUCACUGUGGCUAUGUUCUGUGCUCCAGAAUCUGGAAAGGAGGUUGAGCCAGUGGAGGAGCUCAUUGAUGACAAGAGGCCAAGAUUAUACAAGAAAGUGAAAAAUUAUGUUGAAACUUAUUUCCAGUACUACCAGCAAGGGAAAAGACCAAUUGAUGCAGUGAAGGUUUAG
Ilex paraguariensis (yerba mate) is the source of this 504-nucleotide messenger RNA. The record is from the annotation of a GenBank genome assembly. Lineage: Eukaryota; Viridiplantae; Streptophyta; Magnoliopsida; Aquifoliales; Aquifoliaceae.